GGAUUUGUACCAACAUGUCUUUCUAACAAUUAAAGUCCAAAAUAAUGGUAAUUGUAUGUAUAAUAUCCCCCACCUGACCUGACCGCCCAGCCAAAGACCACAAUAACAAUCUCUCUCACACACUAACACACCUUGAAAAAACACGCACAUGACAAUUAUCUCACCACCGCCAUGCCGUCAUCAGCUAUACCUUCAUCCUGGUCUUCUCACAACCGGCCGGAAUUGCUAAUUGCUCGCCUGAGAUCCGCCGGAGAAGGCAGACUCAAAGCUUUAAGAGAAUUGAAGAACCAAAUAAUCGGCAAUCGCACCAAAAAGCUGACGUAUAUCAAGCUCGGCGCUGUUCCUUCCGUCGUCGAGAUUCUAACCUCCGCCGUUUUCGACACCUCCGGCGAUGUUCAUUCAAUUUUAAUUCAGUCGUGUGCUGUUCUCGGAAGCUUCGCUUGUGGUGUUGAUGCUGGUGUUAAGGCCGUGCUUGAGGCCGGAGCUUUUUCGCAUUUGAUGAUUCUUAUUUCCCAUCGUAAUGAUAAGGUUGUUGAUGCCGCUGCUCGUUCCUUACGAAUGAUAUAUCAAUCCAAGUUGGCCCCGAAGUACGACUUUCUUUAUGCAAAAAACAUUGAGUUCAUUUUAUCAUUACUGAAUAAAGGGAAUGAAAAUGUUACUGGACUUGGUGCUAGUAUUAUUACACAUUCCUGCUGGUCAAAGAUGGAGCAGAGAGCUCUCAGUGAUGCUGGAGUCCUCAAGAAGCUGGUGUCCCUUCUUCGAGGUUCUCUAAGCCAGAGGGAUGCUAGCUUAGAGUCAUUAGCCUCGCUUAUCAAAGAUAAUCCAGAGGUCAUCUCGAAGUUUGUUGGACCUGAAAGUGGAAGAGCUUUAAGUGCUGUGACCGAGUUAACAAAAGAUAGAUAUCCUCGGACGAGGUUGCUUGCUUGCAUGUGUUUGAUUGUAGUACAAAGCUCUUCUCCUGCCUCUCUUCAAGUUGCAGGAAUUAAAAUGAAAUUGAUAACGAUUUUGCUUGAGCUUAUGGAUGACCCUGGUGAAGUUGGGGAUGAAGCUGGCUUUGCUUUGUCAAGUUUCAUUUCAGAAUCAGAGGAUCUGCAGAAAUUAGCAUUUGAGGCAAAUGUUGUUGAUAGACUAUGUGACCACUUGCAGAAUUGUUUAUUACAGACUCGCCGUUAUCAAGGUAUAUUGCUUGCAUUGGCUGGUCUAUGCUCAAAACUGGAGUGCUGCAGAUCGAAAAUCUUUUCACAUAAGGCAUUCAACUUGAUAAUUGAUGCCUUAAAUCAUGAAAGAUCCGAAGUACGUGUGGCAGCAUGCAUUUGCUUAAAGAGUCUCUCUCGCUCAGUCCAGCAUCUGAGUGCAGGUCACUUUAAGACAGAAUUAAUCAUUAUGCCUUUGGUUAAGCUCUUGUGCGAUACUUCUACUUCUGAGCAGGUAGCAGCCCUUGGUGCUAUUAGCAACAUAGUGAUAGAUUUUGCUAUGCACAAGUCACUUCUCGUUAAAUGUGGCGGUGUCAAGCAGCUUGUUCAGCUAUCAAAAUCCAUGGACUCAACUAUCAGAGUAAAUGCUGUUUGGGCUUUGAGAAACUUAAUGUUUCUUGUGGACAAUACAUGCAAAGAAGGAAUUUUUUCUGAGCUUACAGCAAUGACAUUAAGAAGCCUUAUAUGUGAUCCCAAACCUUCUGUCCAGGAGCAAGCUCUGGGCCUUGUUCGGAAUUUAGUUGAUGGAUCUGUAGAUUCUAUCGAGUACAUGUUUCUCGAGGACUGUCUCUUACUCAAUACUGUUGGAAGGCAACUGCUGAGUGCUUCUAAGACUGAAGUUCUGAUUCAGGGGAUGUUUGUCCUUUGCAACGUGUCUUCUGGGAAUGAGUUUCACAAGGAAGCAGUUAUGCACCAAUUAAUGACACCAGCAGACCCUGAUACCUUGUCGAUUGUGGUCAAGUUCUUGCAAAAUAGUGAUAGCCAAUUACGCGUAGCUGCUGUCUGGGCUUUGGUAAAUCUUACCUCUCCCAGCAGUCCUGGUGCAUUUGCUCGUGUUGUAAGAUUAAGAAAUGCUGGUGUUGUUCAACAAUUAAAGACUAUGGUCACUGAUCCGUGCUUGGAUGUGAAGCUUCGUGUGAGAACAGCACUGGGGCAGACCAUGACUUUUGAUGCCAGUGUGGUAUGAAUCAAUUUUCCUAUACGCUAAAACAUAAUCGUCAACAAGGAGUGUAAUUCAGAAUGGCAUAAUUACAGCAUGGUAUGCCUAUGCUAGAGAUUUAUCAUGUCACCGUUCAUGAUACGAGAGCUCAGAUGUAUUUCUGUACUGUUGUAAUAGUGAGUGAAAUCUGAUUAUUUUGUUAGUUUCACCACCUCCUGCACAAAUUUAAUAUUUUCGAAACGUUCCCUAGCCUCUAAUGUCAUUUACUGGUUUCCCUACUCUUCUUUUGGGGGCUCGAUUGGAAUCAAAUUAAGAACAAUAUAUUUUGGUUGA
This is a messenger RNA of Daucus carota subsp. sativus, 2466 nucleotides long. RefSeq lists its product as uncharacterized. Gene Ontology annotation, molecular function: protein binding. Gene Ontology annotation, cellular component: GID complex. Bases 172 to 2160 code for a protein of 662 amino acids. Gene Ontology annotation, biological process: proteasome-mediated ubiquitin-dependent protein catabolic process. Lineage: Eukaryota; Viridiplantae; Streptophyta; Magnoliopsida; Apiales; Apiaceae. The transcript is spliced from 8 exons. The record is from RefSeq and is a predicted model, not a curated record.